CGGUGGGAAAUAAUUUCUGGAAAUUUUCGGCGUAGCGAUCAGAAGCGAAAUCCGUCCAUCAAUGAGAUAUUCGAGGCUUCUGUGCAGUAUGGGAAGAACGGGCUUGAGGGAGACGACGGGCAAGGCGGCGGAAUCCACGAAUCACGGCAAAAUUGGCCGGUACCUAAGCUUCACGGCGUACAGAGAUUGGUGUUACCGUUACUUCUUCGCGUUUUCCGGCCUCCGAUCCGUCGAGACCGAUUUCGGCGACGGGACGAAGAUGCAUUGCUGGAUCCCCAAGGCCCGGAAGGAAUCCAAGCCGAACCUCCUCCUCUUGCACGGCUUCGGAGCCAACGCGAUGUGGCAGUACGGCGACGUCCUCCGCCACUUCAUCCCCCGGUUCAACGUCUACGUUCCGGAUCUGCUCUUCUUCGGCGGAUCCUCCACCACGCGGCCGGAGAGGACGGAGGAGUUCCAGGCGGCGUGCGUGAAGAGAUUGAUGGAGGCGAAUGGGGUGGAGAGGAUGAGCCUGGUGGGGAUCAGCUACGGCGGAUUUGUAGGGUACAGCAUCGCGGCGCAAUUUCCGGAGGCGGUUGAGAGGGUGGUUCUGUGCUGCGCUGGGGUUUGUUUGGAGGAGAAGGAUAUGGAGGACGGGCUGUUUCAGGUGGCGAAUUUGGAUGAGGCUGCCGACAUUCUGCUGCCGCAGACGCCUGAGAAGCUCAGGGAAUUGAUGCGCUUCUCCUUCGUUAAGCCGGUCAAAGUUGUCCCCACAUACUUCCUCACAGAUUUCAUUGAUGUGAUGUGUACUGAUUUUGUAGAAGAGAAAAGACAGCUUAUCCAUGCCAUUCUUCAAGGCAGACAGCUCUCUAAUCUUCCCAAGAUCACACAGAGGACAUUGAUAAUAUGGGGAGAGCAGGACAGGAUCUUUCCACUGGAAUUGGGCUAUAGGCUUCAAAGGCACAUUGGAGAAACGGCCGAAAUAGUAGUAAUAAAGAAUGCUGGGCAUGCUGUUAACCUGGAGAAGACAAAUGAGAUUGUCAAACACUUGAAGGCAUUUCUCUUUGAUUCAUUGUCUCCUUCACAAUGAUGAUUAAAUUAAACCCAAUACCUAUAACGGUAUAACCUUUUCUAAAUUUUGUUGUAUUCUCUUGAUCCUGUAACUGAGUGUGAUUCAUCAUACAAAAUGGUCAUAAACUGAGUUAUCUAUUUAUGUAUUCAUGGCAUUGAUAUUCAAUGGCGAUAAAUAUGAAAUGCCAUU
This is a messenger RNA of Cuscuta campestris, 1237 nucleotides long. NCBI's taxonomy places the organism in Eukaryota, Viridiplantae, Streptophyta, Magnoliopsida, Solanales, Convolvulaceae. The record is from the annotation of a GenBank genome assembly.